AAAUUUCCACUAAGAUUUUUGAGAAAAUAUAUUAUAAUAACUACUAGCAGCACAUGGUUCAGUGUGGACUUUCCGAUUGAGAGUUGCAGAUGAAUACGUCUUUUCUUUAGCAAAAGGGCUAAGUUAGCCGCAUGAAAGCAGGCCCAUGUGGCUUAUGAGUAUUUCGCCUCAUUUUGAACUGCUAUCCACCCGUACCAAAUCUGUACUGUGCUUUAACUGAAACACCACUGCACAAUCCAGCACUGACGGUUAAACACAGCUCUGUCCACCAUGACCAACUCAUCUGAUUUCCGAGAGUGGGGUAAAGAGAUGGUAGACUACAUUGCUGAUUACAUGGAUGGUGUAUCUGAGAGACCACCGUUAUCUAAAGUAAAGCCUGGAUACCUGAGGAGUUUGAUUCCUGACGAGGCACCACAGUACCCGGAUAAGUGGCAGGAUGUUAUGCAAGACAUUGAGCGAGUCAUCAUGCCAGGGGUAACUCACUGGCAUUCACCGCACUUCCACGCCUACUUUGCCGCCGGUAAUUCGUAUGCUGCAAUACUGGCUGAUAUGUUAUCGGACGCCAUUGGAUGUAUCGGAUUCAGCUGGAUCAGCAGUCCAGCUUGCACAGAACUGGAGACUGUAACACUAGACUGGCUAGGAAAGAUGCUUCAACUCCCCGAAUCAUUCCUUACAUGUACUGAAGGCAGCAAGGGUGGAGGAGUGAUUCAGGGAACAGCGAGUGAGAGUACAGCUAUGGCUUUACUUUCAGCUAAGAUGAAGACAAUAAAUAAGCAGCGUGAACUGGACCCAGACAGAGACCAAUAUGAAAUCAUGUCAAAGCUCGUCGCGUAUACAUCAGAAUACGCCCAUUGUUCAGUAGAGAGAGCGUCAUUGAUCAGCUCAGUCAGAAUGCGAAAACUUCAAACAGAUGCUAAGUUUGCGGUACGAGGGGACACACUGGCACAGGCUAUCAAAGAAGACAAGGCAAAUGGACUCAUUCCUGCAUUCGUUUGUGUAAAUCUUGGCACUACUACAUCGUGUGCCUUCGACAAUCUGACAGAAAUUGGUGCAAUAUGUGAACGUGAGAACAUCUGGUUACAUGUAGACGCUGCGUAUGCCGGGACGUCGUUUAUAUGCCCAGAGUUCCGGCCUUUGGCAGAUGGACUGGAGUUUGCUGACUCUUUCAACUUCAAUCCACACAAGUGGAUGUUAGUCAACUUCGACUGUUCAGCGAUGUGGGUUCGCAAUCAGAUUGAUUUAGUGAGUGCUUUACAAGUAGAUGCAACGUACCUAAAGCACGAACAUCAAGAUGUAGUGGUAGAUUACAGGCACUGGCAUAUCCCUUUGGGAAGGAGGUUCCGGUCUCUCAAGUUGUGGUUUGUCCUACGGCUGUUUGGUGUGACUAAACUCCAGGAGCACGUGAGGAAGCAAGUGAGCUUGGCUCGUGAGUUUGAGUCUUUUGUCAGGCAAGAUGACCGAUUUGAAAUCGUUGCAGACGUAGUGCUUGGGUUGGUGUGCUUCCGGCUUAAGGGGUCCGACACACUCAAUGAAGAGCUACUUGACAGGGUCACAAAGACCGGAAAAAUCUUCAUGGUUGGAAGUCACCUCAAUCAGCAAUUCAUCAUUCGAUUUGCUGUAUGUGCGGCCCAAACUAAGUCAGAAGAUAUACUAUAUGCCUGGAAUGCAAUCAAGGAGGAGGUAGAUGGGCUGCAAGUUAACAAUAACAAAUAAGGAAAGAAUAGGAAUGUUCAACUAUAAGCCCUCAUAUUCCCCUGGACCCCACACCUCCACUAUCCCCUGUGCUUGUUCCUAAUGACACAGUUCAGUGAGCACACACUCCCCGCCCUUAGUCCCCUACCUAGGCCCACACCCUCACUAUCCACUGUGCUUGUUCCUAAAGACACAGUUCAGUGAGCACACACCCCCCACACACUUCCCGCCCCUAGUCCCCUAGGCCCCACACCCUCACUAUCCCCUGUGCUUGUUCCCACUGACACAGUUCAGCGAGCACACACUCCCCACACACUCCCCGCCCUCAUUCUCAUAGACCCCACACCCUCACUAUGCCAUGUGCUUGUUCCUAAUGACACAGUUCAGUGAGCACACACUCCCCACACACUUCCCGCCCCUAGUCCCCUAGGCCCCACACCCUCACUAUCCCCUGUGCUUGCUCAUAAUGACACAGUUCAGUGAGCACACACUCCCCACACACUCCCCGCCCUCAUUCUCCUAGGCCCAACACCCUCACUAUGCCAUGUGCUUGUUCCUAAUGACACAGUUCAGUGAGCACACACUCCCCACACACUCCCCGCCCUUAGUUCCCUAGACCCCACACCCUCACUAUCCCUUGUGCUUGUUCCUACUGACACAAGUUCAGUGACGCACACUCCCCACACACUCCCCGUCCUUAGUCCCCUAGGCCCCACACCCUCACUAUCCCCUGUGCUUGCUCAUAAUGACACAGUUCAGUGAGCACACACUCCCCACACACUCCCCGCCUUUAGUCCCCUAGGCCCAAACACCCUCACCAUCCCAUGUGCUUGUUCCUACUGACACAGUUCAGUGAGCAUACACUCCCCACACACUCCCCGCCCUCAUUCCCCUAGGCCCCACACCCUCACUAUCCCAUAUGCUUGUUCCUAAUGACACAGUUCAGCGAGCACACACUCCCCACGCAUAAAAAUGUAUUUGGUAACGAGUAAUGGAGAGCUGUUGAUGGUUUAAAACUUUGCGAUAAAAGGCUCCCUCU
Asterias rubens (European starfish) is the source of this 2731-nucleotide messenger RNA. RefSeq names its product aromatic-L-amino-acid decarboxylase-like. Gene Ontology annotation, biological process: catecholamine metabolic process; serotonin biosynthetic process; amino acid metabolic process. The record is from RefSeq and is a predicted model, not a curated record. Gene Ontology annotation, molecular function: aromatic-L-amino-acid decarboxylase activity; pyridoxal phosphate binding. The transcript has 12 exons. Lineage: Eukaryota; Metazoa; Echinodermata; Asteroidea; Forcipulatida; Asteriidae. Bases 271 to 1713 code for a protein of 480 amino acids.